Molecule: messenger RNA, 3679 nt
Organism: Mizuhopecten yessoensis (Yesso scallop)
Lineage: Eukaryota; Metazoa; Mollusca; Bivalvia; Pectinida; Pectinidae
Product: tripartite motif-containing protein 59-like
Exons: 4
Coding region: 790-1893 (367 amino acids)
Molecular function (GO): zinc ion binding
Source: RefSeq, a predicted model, not a curated record
UCUAAGCGCAAGACGGACCUUGCACGAGGAAACGGCUUAUAGAUAGCCCAGUAUAGCGGCCAAAAGAAACAAAACGCUUGUAAAUCUUCAAUAGACAUUUGAAUUCAAAAUACGAAAUAAAGGAGACAAAGUGUGUGAUUUGUUUCAUUGCUGGAUCAGACUUUUGACCUUAGUUUUUGGACAAGCGAGGUUUCAGACUGCUGCGUCUAACGGGCCUUCGGACAAGUGGGCAAUCAACGGAUACAUCUUCUUUGCAUAACGCAUGCGUGCAGGAAUGAACGUAGCGUACAUAUGUUGUGAUAUGAUUUGUGUAUAGUCUUUUAUUCAUCUACCAAAAAAAGUUAUUUAUAAACAGACGCGAUCGAUUCUCGUGACUACUCCCUCGUCCGGAGCCUCAAGUCAGACAUUUAAAGAUGGCCGCCAGUGGCGGUUGGUUGUGAUGUAUAAGUUACGACCUGCUUUCCGUCGAGUCACCCAAUGAAAACUCGCGAUACAUUCAACUUAGACACAGCUGGGCCGUUGUUGUGUCUGAAUCAUGUAAAGAUAUAUACUAAAACCAACACUUAAUCGCGUGUUGACCGUGUGUAGGAAUAGCCUCCUCACUGGAAAGUAUCUACUGAUGGUCGACACACUUACGUACGGAGAAAAGGAUGUGAGUGACUAGAAUAAGGCACAGCGACUUGGCAAGAUAAAAUCUAAAAGAUCCUGACAGUGUUAACUGCUCCAAAAAAAACCAACAAAACGGCGCUUCCAGUAAAAAGAGAGUUGUUCCCAUCGCCAGAGGACGAAAUGGACGAAGAGCAAAGGAAAGCAGAGGAGAAGAGGAGGCAACUGGAAGAGGAAACCUUAAAUAUAGGUACCUCUAAUAACAUUGAAGAGUUGGUUAAACCAAAGGACGUUGGUGACAGGAAAAGAAAUCUUGUGUUCGACGAGGAGAGAUUUGAGGACACAUUCCUUAAAUGUCUAAUAUGUCGUGAGAACUUUGAUGACACCGAGAAAGCUCCUAAAAUGCUGCCUUGCCACCACACAUUCUGCCUUGACUGUUUGCGACAGAUGUUCCGAGUAGAAGGAGAAUUUCGUCAAAAUUUAUCAUCCGCGUUUCGUGCCAUGCCCAUGGCGGUAAAAAUUUGCUGUCCGUCAUGUCGAGAAGCACUGAUUUUGUCAGAUGCGGAGAUUGUCCGCUUGCCAAACGACCACACUGUCCUUGAGCUACUGUCCUUUGUCAGGUCCACAGGGAAAAAGGAUGUACAGUACUGCACAAAACACAAAAUGCAGCCACUGAACUUUUUUUGUGAGCCAUGCAUUUUACCAGUGUGCUGUGACUGUACAGUCAUUGAUCACAAGGAGAAAAAUGGCCACCGAGUGAUGAAUGUUGAGGAGGCUUUAGACAAGUACACUCCAGUUAUAGACGAGACUCUGGCAGAUCUGCAGAGUGCCGAGCAAACUUUGUUGGAUAAACGACAGUCGCUGGAGAAAUCGGCCGACAACAUUGAACAAAUACAGCGCGAAUUAGCUGUUCAGAUUCGUCAAACAUUCGACCGUCUGCGGGACGCCAUAGAUGAACGGGAGAGGGAGUUGUUCAAAAUGUCCGAAUCUGAAAUUGACCGAAAACGAGGGGAAAUAGAUGAACAAUUGCAAAUCGUUCAAAGCCGAGAGGAGUCGGUUACGGCAGAGAAAGAUAGACUAAAUGGUGCGCGGGAGGAUAAAAACAUCAGUGCCAUGUUCAGUACCCACCAGACGGCGCGCGAGACGCUGGAGAAAAAGGUUCAUAUCCCCGGUCCGUCGCCUUCAUCCAAAGACUUCGCUGUCAGCUUUCAGUUUAAUAGUCGACAGGAAAACGUCAUAAAGGCCAGUAUAGCUGGACUUGGAGAUGUAUCUUUCAAAAUGUCAUAAGUCAAUGACACUUUGGAUAUUAGAACUGCUGGCAUUUAUCUGUGGAUGUGCAUUUUCGAAGAAAACUAAGUGUCUUUCAUAUUAGUGUUGACAAUUGUUUAUGCACUGUUGAGUGGAAUGGAUAACGUUUAAGUGAAUGUUCGUUUCGAUUUUGGUAGAUUCCUAGAAAUACAUGUACACAUGAGAUUAUCUAUCACUUCUGGAAAUGGAUUGAUUUUUAUGUUUUUCGAUGAUAUUGUACAUACUUAAGAAAUGGCGUUUUCGUGAAAUCAGAAAUCCGGUGGCAAUACACGUAUUGAACAAAUUUCUUAUCGACUUUCCAUGAAAGUCUUCUGAGAAAAAAAUCACAUUUCUGAAUAGCAUGUGUUUAUUGUAACGUUAUUUAUCUUUGUUUACAAAAUUAUAACCUGAUAUAUUACACAUUAUAUGUAAAAUAUUAUUAUUGAAUAUAAAUGUACUUCACAUUCCUAUGCAAAGCAACUGAGAUGAGAAAGUAUUACCUACAUAAAAACAUACGACAAACCAAUGUUACAUUUAAUACACGACUCCUCCAUGAUGUCAAUUUCAUCGCAUACAUACAAGUAGUCGACGAAACUAUUCUGGAUAGUCGAACAUAAUGACAAGUUUACCUGCGUACUUUCUAGUGUCUCCUUAUUAACAUAAUUAUAUAUAAACAUACAAAUACCUCAGAGCGGUUUACAUCUCAUAUAAGUAUAAAUUUCGUCUAAAAUUUAAGAUCAUGGAGAUCUUACCAUUAAAAUCUGGAUGUUAUUAUAUACACAUAGGUACACAUGUCUAUGUAGGGUUGUUUAGUUUCCUAUACCCGUACCACCUACAUACUACCUGCGUGGUGGGCACACCUGUCACAGACGUAUUGAUAACUUAAUGUACCUAACUAGUACCAAUAUGAUACAUACAUCCUACCUUUUAUUACACACGUGUAUCUGACGUUAUACUACAUGUGCCUAUAAGAAAUUAAGCUUGUUUUCGAAUCUCUCCAAAAUAACAUGCAUGUUUAAACUAAGCUAAAAAGUAUAUACCCAUUCGACACAAACAUACUGCCUGUUUAUUGGACAGACUAAUUCGUUGUUUUUGAACAUGUUUUCUUACUAAUUUACAGAAGAGUCAAUCAUAUACCACCUACAAACUAGACGCACAUCAUCGUUAUAUUUAAAAAAAAAUGAAUCAAAUACUGUUUUAUUUACAUUCAACUUUUAUACAACACGCUCACUACUGUGAUAUUUCAAUAAAUCGUAUGCUUUUCACUAUCGACAUACCACCUACAUACUAGACCCACCUUAACGUGAUAUUUAAAUAAAGGACUACAUUUUGUAACUAUACACUUUACUUUCCAUAUACCACCUACCUGUUACCUUUGAAAACGACAUGCUAUGUUGAUAACUGAAAUUACGAACUACCACUGCAGAUCACAUGUUCUGAGUCAAUAGUAAACAAUAGAAUUCCUUAAACUGGAAUGUUUAACUCGAAACAACAUUUCACCAAAGAGACAGCCACUUAGAGUUUGCGUGUUCCGUAAUUCGAACAAGCUAAAUUAGCCUUUAUCGUUACGAAUAGGAUGUCCGAUACCUCAAUGAUUAACGCCUCUCGGCGACUUAUUUACUCGAUACGUUCCUGCUUAGCCUCGACUAUAUAUAUAUGCUAGCUACAGACACGAGAAAAAAUAAAGAGACUGUAGCAAGUCUUACUAUUAUUUCACUGCUAUAUAAUAGCUUGGAUAUCAUUUUAUAUAAGUACUUGAAAUACGGAGUAAGGAGGCGCAGAAAAA